AUGGACGAGACGCUCUUUGGCGUCGCGGAGCGCGUGAAGAAUUUCGCGGUGGUGUACCUGGUCGAUACGACGCAGGUGCCCGAUUUUAACAAGAUGUACGAGCUGUACGACGCGUGCACGGUCAUGUUCUUCUUCCGCAACAAGCACAUUAUGAUUGACCUGGGCACGGGCAAUAACAAUAAAAUCAACUGGGCCAUCGACAGCAAGCAGGAGAUGAUCGAUAUCAUCGAGACCGUGUACCGCGGCGCGUCCAAGGGCCGCGGUCUGGUCAUCAGCCCCAAGGGUGCGUGGCGCCGGCGCUCACACAGACUACUCGACGCGCUACCAGUA
This is a messenger RNA of Malassezia sympodialis ATCC 42132, 330 nucleotides long. The record is from the annotation of a RefSeq genome assembly. Lineage: Eukaryota; Fungi; Basidiomycota; Malasseziomycetes; Malasseziales; Malasseziaceae.